This is a messenger RNA of Peronospora matthiolae, 1542 nucleotides long. The record is from the annotation of a GenBank genome assembly. Lineage: Eukaryota; Oomycota; Peronosporomycetes; Peronosporales; Peronosporaceae.
AUGGCCUCGCUGUCCACGCACUCUCCCUCGCCGUCUCUCCCCCACAAGAAGCCCAAGCUCAGCCAUCAAGACCUUGCGCCAGCUUCUCCCUCUUCUACUUUCACUGUACCCACUUCUCCCUUCACCAUCAACUCGCCGCCAACUGCUUCCUAUACAAUGACAGCAACUCCUCUGCACUCGGUGCGCAGCGAUCAGCGCCAUUGGGAUCUCCGGCGUCUCUUGACUCAUGCCACUGCCUUCCCCAGCGAGACGUCAGCUGUCGCACUGGGCGAGUUCGAUCCUGAUGCUGGAGACGAGACGCUGAGCUUUUUACAGCACGAGUGUCGCGUGCUGAUUAUCGGCGCUGGCGGGUUAGGCUGUGAGCUCUUAAAAGACGUGGUGCUGUCUGGCUUUACGACAGUGGACAUUCUUGAUAUGGAUACAAUUGACGUGACCAACUUGAACCGCCAGUUUCUCUUUCGAGAGACUGACGUGGGGAAAAGUAAAGCCGAAUGUGCAGCAGCUUUCGUGCGUAACCGCGUAGCAUGUUGCAAGACCGACACUUCCGUGACUAUUACGCCACAUUUUAGAAAAGUACAGGACAUGGACGCGGACUUUUACCGACAGUUUCACGUGAUUCUUUCGGGACUGGACAACAUUGAAGCGCGUCGGUAUUUGAACUCUCUCGUCGUGUCGCUGGCGGAAGUGAACGAGAAUGGAGACGUCGAUCCUUCCACUAUCAUCCCGUUGAUUGACGGGGGCACGGAAGGUCUGCGUGGCCAGGCGCGAGUGAUCAUCCCUCGCAUCACGAGCUGCUUUGAAUGCUCACUUGAGACGUUUCCGCCUCAGAAGAGCUUCCCCAUGUGCACAAUUGCAGAGACACCGCGACAACCGGCGCACUGCAUCGCUUACGCCUUUAUUGUGCUCUGGCCGCGAGCGUUUCCCGAGAAGAAGCUGGACAAGGACUCGCCAGUACACAUGCAGUGGGUGUAUCAAGCUGCAAAGGACCGGGCCGAGCAGUUUGGAAUUGCUGGUGUCACGUACAGUCUGACGCUAGGAGUGGUGAAGAACAUCAUUCCAGCGGUCGCGUCAACAAAUGCAGUGGUGGCGGCCAUGUGUGCGAGCGAAGCACUGAAGGCUAUGAGCUAUUGCAGUCGCUUGAUGAACAAUUACCACAUGCACAUGGGCGCCACAGGAUGCUAUUCGCACACGUUCCAGUACGACCGCAAAAAGGAUUGCGUCGUUUGCUCCCUGCAGCAGAGGACACUGCACGUGGAUGCAGACUCAAUGACGUUGCAGAACUUGAUUGACCACCUUUGCGGUGACAGUUUCCGGCUAUCGAAACCCUCGAUCAGCUCAGGCAGUGCCAAUUUGUUUAUGCAGGGUCCGCCAUCUCUUCGUGCUGCUACAAGCCCUAAUUUAGACAAGACGCUGCGGGAACUCGUAAAGGACGGCGAAAGUUUGACGAUCACUGAUGCCGUUUUCGUGGGCGAUAUGGCGCUGUCGUUGCAGAUCAUUUUUCAACCGACGGAGGAAGUCCGGGCAGCGCUCAUGGAGGACUAG